ACAUGUAAGAAAAGAAUAAGUACAUUAAACUUUGCACUUCAUUGAAUAACAAACUUUCUUUUUUUUAAUAAUUUAUUAAUUUAUUUAGCUUAGAAUCGCAUUUCUUCGCGAGCGUGUCUGCAUAAUCAAACAUGGUGGACCAUGUGACCAUAGGUCCACAUGGACCAUCGACAUAUAGAAUGGACCACUGAUCGCAGUGGUGGGGGUAGUGAUCGGGUGUGAAAAAUAGAGGCAGACAACUGGAGAGUCUUCCGUCUCUUUCUACUGUAUACCGCGGUAGCCAAUCAGGCUUUAUUAGAGAGAGACGGAAGUAGAGACCCUAUAAGAAGAGACUCGCCAACUCGUCACGUGAUCCUUAGUGGACUCUGAUUGGCUGGGGUAUGGAUCGCAAAUGUGGGCUCCAUGAAGCCACAUACAUAACCUAUCCCGAAGAUGCAAAUGAGCAGAUGUUCUACAAAGGUGAUUGUUAGAUAUGCUCGGGAUGCGCGGGAGUCAGAGUGUACUGUCCAACACUUAUCGUGGUUGUAAUAAACUUUAUUUUAAUAUUACUUAAUAGCGUAAUCUCCAAGAGAACAAAGACGUGUGGUGAGCUGCGUUGCGAGAAUCGAAGAGAAGUGAUAUCGCUAAAUUCCGUCGCGCCGCUAUCAUCGCUAUCAUCGCUAUCAUCGCUAUAAUCGCUAUCAUCGCUAUCGCUGUACUACGCGCGUAACUUAAAUCUACGUAUAUGUAUAUAACAGUGAUAUUUUUACACAUCUGUUAGUAAGUAAAUUUUUCAUAUCUAAGUAAAAUUAUGAGAAAAGUAACAAUUAUAACAAAUGUCAUGAAUAAGUUUCGAAUUAAUAAAUGUAGAAGCUUUACAAUAGUUAAAUAAGUAAUAUGAAAGGUAGAGAUACCUGUUUCGUUAAUAAUAUAAUUCUUAUUGUAGAUUUGGAUCUUCUAUUGUGCAAUGCCACACAUUUGCUGUGCAUCGAGGUGCUUCAAUACACCUCAACAGGGAUAUGCAUUAGUACGAUUCCCUAAAGAAGAUAGAUAUCGCAAAAUAUGGUCAGAUGCUUUGGGCGAAAAUGUGUCCUCCAAACGUUCUUUGGAAAAUCUUAGAUUGUGCGAGGUGAGUACUAUGUGGUCAUCGUAAGAAUGCUAUGCAGGAUCCAAAUAAAAAUAAUUCAAAACAUGCUUCUGUUUGUUCAGGUGCACUUUGAACCAUCGGAUUUAUUGAUAGUGGGUAGCCGAAAAGAAGUGAAGAAGAACGCAAUACCUUCACGUUUUUGCAUAGCAUUCUUACGAUAGGUUAUGUAUGUGGCUUCAUGGAGCCCACAUUUGCGAUCCAUACCCCAGCCAAUCAGAGUCCACUAAGGAUCACGUGACGAGUUGGCGAGUCUCUUCUUAUAGGGUCUCUACUUCCGUCUCUCUCUAAUAAAGCCUGAUUGGCUACCGCGGUAUACAGUAGAAAGAGACGGAAGACUCUCCAGUUGUCUGCCUCUAUUUUUCACACCCGAUCACUACCCCCACCACUGCGAUCAGUGGUCCAUUCUAUAUGUCGAUGGUCCAUGUGGACCUAUGGUCACAUGGUCCACCAUGUUUGAUUAUGCAGACACGCUCGCGAAGAAAUGCGAUUCUAAGCUAAAUAAAUUAAUAAAUUAUUAAAAAAAAGAAAGUUUGUUAUUCAAUGAAGUGCAAAGUUUAAUGUACUUAUUCUUUUCUUACAUGUUUGUUCCAGAUUUGCGUCGUUGAAAACAUUUUGUGCUGCAGAAGAGGAGCACAAAGGUUUUCUAGACUACAAAGAAAUGUUCGAAGCAAGUGUAGCAUGCAGAAAAGCAUUGCGGCAGUUUGUGAUAGAAAUGAGUGAAGAGAACUACAGUAUCUCUUCCGCAGAGUUUUUGCAAGCUCAUAUAAAUAGCUAUCACUGUACUCCACUGUACUAUCACUGUACGUCAGAUACUCCCGUGACCGACCUUCUUGGCCCUUGUACUCAUUCUAUGCAUUUAACUGUGAAUGAAGAAAAACUCAAUUUAUUGGUCCAGUGUUUCACAAAUGAAACGACACAUCACUUGAAAUAUUAUUUACUUAUGAAUGAAUUAGAAAGUCUACAUGAGCAGUCACAGAGUGAACCGAGGACUGAUCUCACGCAUAUUUAUUAUGGUAAAGAGCUUCUGCCAUACGUGAAGCAUCAUUAUCUAAAAACCGUAUCGCAGAACUUUAUAAAUCGUCCUGCUGAGCAUCAGGUAUUUAAAGAGUCAUCACAUGAAGAAGAAACAUACCCGCUUAAACCAAAAAAGAGGAAGGCUAGUAUGAAAUAUGCAGUGGGUAUGAUCGUGAAAAUGUUUUCAAACGUUACUGGCGUGAUAAUCGGAUGGCUGAUGAGAGAUUUUAAUAUGAGAGUCCAUUACGCCGGCCAAAUACGAGCUUACAUAGACUUUGCGAGGACAACACAAUAUUUUCCAUGGCCGGAAUAUAUCUGGAGAAGGUAAAGACGCCACAACCUCUCAAGAACGAUGUACUCGGCAGAUAUUUCUCAGAAUUCAAUGGUACUCAUUAUAUACCAAACGAGACAUUGAAGAGGAUCUAUCCAGAUGAUUUAUUAUAUUUGACUAACCAAUUGUAACUUUUUUAUUAUUGUAUAUUUAAGAUCUAGAAUGUACGCAAAUAUGUUACCUAGUCUUUCUACCAAAGAGAAAUUAAACUAUAUUUUAUAAAAUAAUAACAUAAGUAAUUGAGAAAUGUAUUUUAUACUUUGACUAAUAAAUACAUUUUGACUAUUGCAAAAUACAAUUUUAUAUCAGUUUAUAAUAUGGAGAAAUUAUUGCUUCCCCUUCUGUCACCCUUCUGUUAUAUUGAAUUUUUAAUUUAAAAACGUAAUAAGAGUAAAAUUUAUAUAUUCUGUAUACGUGUCCGAUAAUGAUCGCCCCAGCUUCCGUACACGAGUAGAGCGGAUCGAGACGAAGAGAAAAGUCCUAUACCGUUUUGCUAUUUUCGCAAUAAUUAUCGAGUAAUUAAUUAUUAAAAAUUAUCAUAUUAAGCCCGCCUACCGCCAAAUGUAAGCGACAUAUAGUACUGGACGGAGCAUGUCAACGAUGUCGAUGUAUUAUAUCUUUUAGAUUAAUUGUAACAAAAAAAACGAAGCCUGCCAUCGGCGGGAUUCGAAUGUUCGCCUGUGCAAUGAUGAAGGGUGCAAAAAGAGCAAGCCUUACCACACUAGCGGCUCGCGGCUGCAGCUGCAAUUGCGUCUGCGAUUGCAAUUCCUUCUUGGCCAAUCAGUAGCAAGAACCAAUAAAAUGAAGGCAAUUUCAAACAAUAACUCAUCUAUGUCGCAAAGUAAAAUAAUAAAAUCAUAUUUCGAUAGAUCUCACUGGGUUUUGUCACGCAGUCAAGGUAAAGGUGUAAUAACGUUCAAUUGUUUUUGAUUUUUAUUUCAUAAAAUAUAGUUUUAUACUCUACAAUAUUUAUAUACAGGGUGUAUCUUAAAACGCGCCCACCAAGUACAUAAUGUUAUUCCUGAGGUGAUUUUAAGACGAAAAUCCUAAUACCAAAAUGUCGAGGCUAUAAUAGUUUUUAAAUUGUAAGUAUCUGUAGUUAGCGAAUUAGACUGCCUAAAGUUGACGCGCUCAGGCGCGGUACAACGCAAAGUGCUAAAGGCGAGAACUGAUUGUUGCCCCUCUUGUGAAAUUUCGAUAUGCGAAGAUAAGAUUGUUGUUUUUGAUAAUGUUUUCAUGCACUAAAAAUUGUAUUCCUCC
Molecule: messenger RNA, 3731 nt
Organism: Ooceraea biroi (clonal raider ant)
Lineage: Eukaryota; Metazoa; Arthropoda; Insecta; Hymenoptera; Formicidae
Source: RefSeq, a predicted model, not a curated record